UCUCAUAACAUCCAUGAGUGAAACUCGUGUAGCGGCGGCAGCUGUCAGAGUUAGUCCCAUAUCAGAGUUGUGUUGAACGGCACCUGUAAUCUCUGAAGCAGUAUGGCCAGUGUCGAGCAGGUGGCAGCAAUAGGACAGAUUCUUGUGGAUCCAGGACUGGACCUGACCCGGCGGUUCAGAGCCUUAUUCACCCUGAAGAACCUGGGAGGAGCUGAAGCUAUAGAGUGGAUCAGUAAGGCCUUCACUGAUGAGUCCGCCCUGCUGAAGCAUGAGCUGGCCUACUGCCUGGGGCAGAUGCAGGACAGACAGGCCAUUCCCUCUUUGACUGCAGUUCUCAAAGACACACAGCAAGAACCGAUGGUUCGGCACGAAGCAGGGGAGGCUCUAGGAGCAAUUGGUGAUCCUGCAGUCCUGGACCUACUCAAAGAGUACAGUCAGGAUCCUGUCAUUGAGGUUGCAGAAACGUGUCAGUUGGCUGUUCGUCGGCUGGAGUGGCUGCAGAUUGGAGGAGAGAAACAGCUGGAGGAUGGAAGUACAGACAAGAACCCCUACUGCUCCGUAGACCCGGCCCCUCCAGCUGUGAGCAAGAGUGUGUCAGAGCUGCGCUCCAACCUGUUGAAUGAGAGUCUGCCGCUCUUCGAACGCUACCGCGCUAUGUUUGCCCUGCGUAACCUGGGCAACGAGGAGGCUGCCCUGGCAUUGGGAGAUGGCCUGCAGUGCUCUAGUGCUCUGUUCCGUCAUGAGAUCGGCUACGUCCUGGGUCAGAUGCAGCACCCGGCAGCGGUCCCGGCCCUGUGCGCGGCCCUGGAACGAUCCGGUGAGAACCCCAUGGUCCGGCACGAGGCGGCAGAGGCUCUCGGCUCCAUCGGCAAAGACGACUGUCUGGCCGUACUGCAGCGUUACCGUGGAGAUAGAGAACGUGUCGUCAAGGAGAGCUGCGAGGUCGCUCUGGAUAUGCUGGAGUAUGAAAACAGUGACCAGUUCCAGUAUGCAGAUGAACUGGUCAGGUUACAGGGUUAAAGGUCAAUAUCGCAACUGAAGGAGCUUUCACUCAAAUCUCUUCUUUAAACUCUGUCUUAUUUUAAUACCUUACACCACAGAGACACCUGGACACCACAGUGCUGUCUAUAAAACUACAGGAUACUGCGGGAUGAAGCUUCACUGUGUGACAGAUACUCAGCACAUAAAACAAACAUGAAACUGUUAAAGUUGUCGAGCUGCGAGAGUGAGCUCUUAGCUGUGGGGGGUGGGGGGUGUGGCUGUGUUCGGGGACAAGAAGGAGCAGAGUCUUUGUGUUUUUCCCCCCUCCAGAUAACACUGCAGUCAGAUGCAGCACCACUCGGCUGCAAUAGUUUUUUUCAAUGUGUCUUAUUUGCGUUUUUUCCCCCCAACAACCGGCUGGUGACAGUAAUACAUAGUGUAUAUUCACUAUAUCUGUGUAUUUUCUGUUGUGUAACAGCUUAAGGAUAAUUUCCCAACACACCCAGGAGUGUUUUAUGUUACUUUACUUCUCUGUGAUCAUUUGCAGUUUUAUGGAAACUGCUGAAGGUUAAAGGCCUGACAGACUGAUGUGAUGAGUUCAACUUAAAAAGCUUUUCCUCCCAAGUGUUUCUUUGCUCUUUCUCAAUUCUUAGUAUUUUUUGUACACAGUCCAACAGAAGGGAGAUGAGACAGUGCUACAUGGACUGGUUCUAAAUUUAAGCAUUGGUUCAGAUCCAGGCUGCACAAUCUGAUAUCAGUUCAUUCUGUGGUUGAUAAUUAAGACAAGCCAGAGAUCUAUCUGCCUCUGUUGUGGAUUUACAGUAUGUUUGGAAGUACCACAGGAGUUAAUUCAAACUUUAUUCUGCUGCACAGAUUAGCUGUGUGAAAUAGUAGUUGAGCCUUAAUCUCUCAUGUUCCUCUGGCUGCUUCAUGACUAGGCUACUGUUGAACACAGGUUUUCAUUUUAAUUUGUAUCCGUUAUCAUUUACAGUCAGGUGUGUACUGUAUGUAAAUUAAAAUUAUGCUGUAAACAUU
Molecule: messenger RNA, 2016 nt
Organism: Seriola dumerili (greater amberjack)
Lineage: Eukaryota; Metazoa; Chordata; Actinopteri; Carangiformes; Carangidae
Gene: dohh
Product: deoxyhypusine hydroxylase
Exons: 6
Coding region: 103-1020 (305 amino acids)
Biological process (GO): peptidyl-hypusine biosynthetic process
Molecular function (GO): deoxyhypusine monooxygenase activity
Source: RefSeq, a predicted model, not a curated record